CAGCUCCUUCCAACACAUUCUGCCUGCAGCCUGCUCCUUGCCAUCCACCACACACCCUCACUGAACCAGAGGCCACCACCAUGACAAGGGACCAGAAUGGAACCUGGGAGAUGGAAAGUAAUGAAAACUUUGAGGGCUACAUGAAGGCUCUGGAUAUUGAUUUUGCCACCCGCAAGAUUGCAGUACAUCUCACUCAGACGAAGGUUAUUGAUCAAGAUGGUGAUAACUUCAAGACAAAAACCACUAGCACAUUCCGCAACUAUGAUGUGAAUUUCACUGUUGGAGUAGAGUUUGACGAGUACACAAAGGGCCUGGAUAACCGGCAUGUUAAGUCACUGGUCACCUGGGAAGGUGAUGUCCUUGUGUGUGUGCAAAAGGGGGAGAAGGAGAACCGCGGCUGGAAGCAGUGGAUUGAGGGGGACAAGCUGUACCUGGAGCUGACCUGUGGCAACCAGGUGUGCCGUCAAGUGUUCAAAAAGAAGUGAUAGCAACGUGGGAGGCCUGCCAAGCACGAGCUCCCCACUGUCCACACUGAGUGUCUACUGGCUUUGAGAAGCAGCUGUGGAGACCUUCCCACUCUUGACAGAGCCCCAUUAAGGCAUCUGGAUGGGUUUUAAAGAGAAUGCGUAUGUAACAGUGAUAGACAUAUUCUCCUCCUUUAAAACCUAGCAUUAAAUGGAGAAACAAAAAUUACUCCCAUAUUGUGAAACCCUUU
Molecule: messenger RNA, 715 nt
Organism: Cercocebus atys (sooty mangabey)
Lineage: Eukaryota; Metazoa; Chordata; Mammalia; Primates; Cercopithecidae
Gene: RBP2
Product: retinol binding protein 2, cellular
Exons: 4
Coding region: 81-485 (134 amino acids)
Biological process (GO): fatty acid transport
Cellular component (GO): cytosol; nucleus
Molecular function (GO): fatty acid binding
Source: RefSeq, a predicted model, not a curated record